GCUUCUUGGGACAGGUUUGAUUUGAUCUUCUGGUGGAUUGUGUGGGGCGGUAUAUAAAAACCGAACGUAUUAUCUCAUCUUCAUUCGAGUUCGAUUCUUCGUUCUAGUCGGUAACACUAGGUUUUUUUGUUCUGCAGCAGACAAUGCGCGCCAUUGUGCUAUUCUCCGCCUGUCUGGCGCUCGCCUCCGCCGACAUCGGCCUGAAGCUGCGUCAAGCCGCCGCCGCCAGUGGCAAGAGCGUGUCCAGCUACGAUGUCGGGCAAGGUUCCGUUUCAGUAGACUACUCCCCGGCUAGCUUCGAUCAGACCGUUUUGGGUGAUGCCGCUGAAGCCCGAUCUGGAUUCUCUGGAGCCGUCUCCGGUGCCAACGCCAAUGCCUUCUCCAGCAGCGGUGCCAACGCUUACGGUGGUGCCCAAUACGAUGCCGGAUUCCAGGCUGGACUUGCUGCCGGACGCGCUGCCCUAGCCGCUUCCAGUGCCUCCUCCAGUGCCUCCUCUGGCUCCAACUCUGGCUCGUUCGGUGGUCGAUUCGGUGGAUCUAGUUCCUUCGGUGGAGCUGGUGCCAACGCUGUUUCCGGAGCUGGAGCUGGUGCUUUCGGUGGUGCUUCCGGUUUCGGUGGUGCUUCUGGUUUCGGCGGUGCUUCCGGUUUCGGAGGUGCCUCUGCCUCUGCCAAGGCUUCCGCUGGAUCCAAGGUCCGUUACAUCACCAAGCCCGAGAUCGUCAAGAAGCACUUCUACUACCACGUCGCCCCUGAAGCCGAGGCCGAAGCCGAAGCCGAAGCCCGCGUUGAGAUCCAACCCCAGACUCACUACAAGGUUCUGUUCAUCAAGGCCCCGUCCGUGUCUGCUGGAGCCGCUGCCCGUGCCGCUGCUCGUACCCGCACCCAGGAGAAGACCAUUGUCUACGUGCUGGUCAACAAGCCAGAAGCCGAAGGAAAGUCCGCCGCCGAUGCCGCCGUCGAUACCUACGCCAGUGCCAAGCCCGAAGUCUACUUCAUCAAGUACCAGGGCAAGAACGCCGGAGCCGGUGCCUCUGCUUCCGCUGGAGCUUCUGCUGGUGCUUCCGCUGGUGCCUUCGAUGCUUCCAACGUCGGAGCAUUCGACGGAUCCUCGUCCUUCCUGUCCGGUGCCGAUGCUGAUGCUGCUGUUGCUGCUUUCGGUGGCGCUUCGUCCGGAGCUUCCGCCUCGUCCUUCGAUGCCAGCGCCGGUGGAACCACCUUCGGCAGCACCCCAACCUUCCUCGCCUCCAGCGCUGACGCUUCCGCCUCGAGCGGUGCCUUCUCGGGCGUCCGUACCGAUGCCGUCGAUAGCCAAUCCGUCGGAGAUGCUGGAUACACUGCCGGAUUCACCGCUGGUGCUGCCGCUGCCGGUGCCUCGGCCGGAUCUUCCUCGUUCGAUGGUGCUUCCUACGAUGGUGCCUCCUUCGGUGGUAGCUCCACCCUGAGCUCGCUCAACUUCUAAAUACCCCGGAACCCCCCAAGCAAUGACUAAACAUGACAACGAAUCGUGGAAGAAUGACAACCAAACAACACACACACACACAGGGACACUCUUAGGGACAAAUAAAAUAGGUUUAUUUUUUUCUUUAGGACCCUUCAAACGCGAAAUGAGCGCGAAUGUACGAGAACGAGUGCGCGAGAGCUAGCUAGAUAGAGAUAGAACAAGAAUCAUGUUCCAAAUACGACUGCCAUAAUAGGACAAACAAAAAAAAAAAAAAACGAGAGAGAGAGAAAGCGAGAGAAGCCAACUUUGUACCAUACGAUAAGCCUUGUGAGAUUACUAUUUUCUAAUGACCCGGAAAAUAUAAGUUGUAAAUUGUA
Molecule: messenger RNA, 1819 nt
Organism: Aedes albopictus (Asian tiger mosquito)
Lineage: Eukaryota; Metazoa; Arthropoda; Insecta; Diptera; Culicidae
Product: fibroin heavy chain
Exons: 2
Coding region: 144-1460 (438 amino acids)
Source: RefSeq, a predicted model, not a curated record